This is a messenger RNA of Oenanthe melanoleuca, 990 nucleotides long. RefSeq names its product proline-rich protein HaeIII subfamily 1-like. The record is from RefSeq and is a predicted model, not a curated record. Lineage: Eukaryota; Metazoa; Chordata; Aves; Passeriformes; Muscicapidae. The coding region runs from base 1 to 990 and encodes 329 amino acids. The transcript is spliced from 3 exons.
AUGGCUGACUGGGAACUUGGUGCUGAAAGAGACAAACCUGAAAUGCCGUCUGUAGCUUCACCAACAAUAACAAACACUCCUUUCUUUGAAACCCCUGCAAGCCUGGAGUGUAAGAAGGACAGGCCUCCAUAUCCAACUGAGAGAGUCUCUCAGACUGGAAUAAAUGAAAUCGAAUGUCCAAGAUUAAAUUUAGCAUACCCCGUGCCUCUCUCUUUCUCUGAUUAUUUCCUCAAAACAAUCACGGUUGUAGCUUUUCUGAUGUCUCUGCCGCUCCUGGCUUUGCGAGCCGCUGGGCUGUGCGGGGAGCGGGAAAGUCAGCAGCCACUUGUGGUAGCCGAGCUCUGGAGCGGGGCUGCCGGAGCCGGGCUGCCAGAGCCGGGCUGCCAGAGCCGGGCUGCCAAAACCGGGCUGCCAAAACCGGGCUGCCUGAAUCGGGCUGCCAAAACCGGGCUGCCAGAGCCGGGCUGCCAAAACCGGGCUGCCAGAGCCGGGCUGCCAGAGCCGGGCUGCCGGAAUCGGGCUGCCAAAACCGGGCUGCCAAAACCGGACUGCCAGAGCCGGGCUGCCAGAGCCGGGCUGCCGGAGCUGGGCUGCCGGAAUCAGGCUGCCAGAGCCGGGCUGCCAAAACCGGGCUGCCAGAGCCGGGCUGCCAAAACCGGGCUGCCAAAACCGGGCUGCCAGAGCCGGGCUGCCAAAACCGGGCUGCCAGAGCCGGGCUGCCGGAAUCGGGCUGCCAGAGCCAGGCUGCCAAAACCGGGCUGCCAGAGCCGGGCUGCCAAAACCGGGCUGCCGGAAUCGGGCUGCCAAAACCGGGCUGCCAAAACCGGGCUGCCGGAGCCGGGCUGCCAAAACCGGGCUGCCGGAGCCGGGCUGCCGGAAUCGGGCUGCCAAAACCGGGCUGCCAAAACCGAGCUGCCAAAACCGGGCUGCCAGAGCCGGGAUGCCAAAACCGGGCUGCCAGAGCCGGGCUGCCGGAAUCGGGCUGCCUGA